This is a messenger RNA of Lichtheimia ornata, 228 nucleotides long. RefSeq lists its product as uncharacterized. The coding region runs from base 1 to 228 and encodes 75 amino acids. Gene Ontology annotation, molecular function: structural constituent of ribosome. Gene Ontology annotation, biological process: mitochondrial translation. Gene Ontology annotation, cellular component: mitochondrial small ribosomal subunit. The record is from RefSeq and is a predicted model, not a curated record. The transcript has 2 exons. Lineage: Eukaryota; Fungi; Mucoromycota; Mucoromycetes; Mucorales; Lichtheimiaceae.
AUGAAGUUGAAGCAACUCAAGGUUAGGCCACGGAAGCUCUUGGAAUCAAGCCCUUGCGUCGUCGAGAUGGGUGCAUUGUUCGAAUGCUGGGCUACCGAUGGUAUCGAUGCCAAGAAAUGUACAGCUGCUGCUCAAUCUCUUCAGGAGUGCAUGUCCAAGCCUGUCAAGAAGACAAAGGCAAAGAAUACCAUCAACUACCACUUGGCACGACUCAGCAAACAAUUGUAG